Molecule: messenger RNA, 8403 nt
Organism: Aspergillus novofumigatus IBT 16806
Lineage: Eukaryota; Fungi; Ascomycota; Eurotiomycetes; Eurotiales; Aspergillaceae
Product: FMP27 family protein
Exons: 13
Coding region: 1-8403 (2800 amino acids)
Source: RefSeq, a predicted model, not a curated record
AUGCCUGGCUUAUCACUGUCGAGGCUCUCUUCGGACACUUUGCAGGCCAAAGGGAUACAAAUCGAACUUCGUGGCUUGGGAUUAUCUCUACACCCUCCGUCCUUCGCGCAACCGACAUGGCUGAGUCUUCGCUUAACGGAACUGAAGGUGACCGUGAACCCUUCAGCUUUGGGCAGGGGGGCGGAUGUGCCUGAGCCUCAAAGCUCUUCGGACGUGGGGGAUACUUCGCAGGAUGGAGGGGAGAGCAGCCCAGCACGAGCUCGGCGGAGCAAGACGUGGAAGACACUCACACGGAUGAAGGAGCAGAUACAUUGGCUCAAAUUGGUGGACGUCGUUGCCGUGAAUACGACGAUCAACUUCCUCGAAGCCGGCCAAUUCCAGAUAGGAUCGCUCUCGUUGGCGGUGGACACCAGGCGGAAGAUGGUGGACCGGGCAAAGGUGUUUCGCCGAAAGAAGGAUGAGUCUGGUGAACUAUGCCCGGCCGAAUGGAUCAUGAACGUGCGAAACGUCCUUCUCGCGGUUGAUGGCAACGAGCCGGCUGAGGUUCUGGAUCAUGUCCAAGUCAAUAUCCACGGACUCCUCCAUAGUGACCGCGACGGACUCAGGGAUACCUCUAUUGCCCUGAAAAUUGGAAGACUCCAUAUUCCAUAUGACGAAUUGGCAACUGUCUCGCAACGGAUUAAGCAGUUCCGGCGGUCGAGGAAGGACCCUAUCGUCAAUGACACGGACGACGAGAUAUCGUUUGCCGACUUUGUCGAGGAGUUGGACAGACCCGGUAGUCGUGACGAUGUGAUUGUGCAAACGGUCGCUGAUUCGAAAGAAUUUGCAAGCUCCCUGCUACGUGGCAUUCGGGAAAUUCAACUGGCUUUGAGUUUCUUCAGACUGUCUCGCAUUGUCCAGCCGUCAUCUGCGGGGCAGAAAUCGGUCUACUUGAACGUCAUAUCCCAUGAAAUCGGCGUUGACCUGCAUCGCAUGGACCAAAGGAGUCCCGCACAUCGCAUGUAUUUUCAGCGGGACGACGUCGCACAUCAGGCUCUUCUGGCCGCCAUCUCUCUCUCAGUAAGCUUGGAUGAUAGCUCGGGCGAGACGGACAACAUUGUAUACAUCCCUAUGGCUACUACAACAAUCAAGACUACGCUUCCUUCCAAAACCGUGGGCUCUUUCGAUGAUCAUAAUGCGGAGGAGCGCAACACAAAUAUCCUCUUUGCCAAUUUUGUCGUCACCUCGCCCUCUCUCGAUCUAGAACCACACCAUCUUGACCGACUUCUCGGUUUGGUUCAAACCAGAGCAUCCUCCUCGCGCGGAAAGAAGCGCGACAAUCAUCGACUGAUUUCGCGGCUGCUCCCGAAAGCCAAUAUUAAGCUUUCCGUGCAUGAACCUGUCGUUCGACUCGUCCUCCCCAUAACUAAAGAAUCAGCCGGCUCUGAUGAUGACUAUAAUCUUCUAAUCUCCUCCAUAUCCGCUAUAGCUCUCGAUAUAGAUUCUUCACACUCGUCAGAAGGUGGAGUACAUUACUCUCUCUCGUCAGUUUACCGGGUCGCAGAUCACAAGCUGUACUAUCAGACCCCCACCGGGGUCAAGCACAAUCUGCUGACUACAGAGACACUGGAACUCAAGGUCCUCCUCAACGCGUCACCAGAGGUGUGCGUGAUCGCUACGGGGACACUGAAUACAUGUUCUGCCCACAUGGUCAAUGGUGAGGUCAAUCGCGGCAUCCGCCAGGUUGUCGAGCAACUUCGAGCCCAGACGCAGAACAGGAGAAGGGCCUCGAUGGCGCGCCAAGAAAGGAAACCGAGCGUACUAAGGCGUAUUCCGCCGUGGUUACUCAACUUCCAGUUUGAGGCCACGGGCCUCAGUCUGGAAAUCGCUGGAGUGGAUAGUACGGUCUCAAAGCUUUCCCGGGGAGUUUCAUUACAGCUGCAAUCAUGGACUGCAGAAUACAGAGCCCAAAAAGCUGAACCUACUCAUAUCAGCCUCGUACGGCGACGCACCCCAAGUCACUCCACCAUUGGGGACGAAUCGCCGUUUCGAUUUCCUCCAACUUCACCGCCCAGACAAAUUCAACAUGGUGCUGCGGAUGGGAGACGGCUGGCUUUUCACGCCCGUGGCUUCGAAGGCUUUGUGAUUGAAUCUGAGGACUACUUGGAGCCUGAGCCGUUCUUCUCACUUCCCCGAUUUGAGGUUGCACUGAGCACCCAAAGUGACCGUCUUGGUCCUAUCUUCCAUAUCAGCUCGUAUUCGCUUUAUCGCUAUUACUGUCUUGGAGUGGCGGUGUCUGUUAUUCAGGAUGCGUUCAUUCAACUCCCUACAGAAGCACCAAUCCAGCCACCGUUCGAAUGGCAGACGAAGGAUUCUGCAACCUCGCCCUCUGUUCCACGGCCGCCCCUCAAAAGAAAUGAGCUCAUCACGGUGGAUAUCAGAGCUACAGUCGUUCAAAUCAAAACGUUCCUACCUGCGGAUCCUCCAAUGAUGCUACAGAUAUAUGGAUUGGCGGCUGGGUCUCACCGUCUGUCGUCUCCUUUCCUCAAGGGUGUUUGGGCUAGAAUUAUCAGCAUGAAUAACGUCAAGGUUGACCUGCGCAAGUUCAAACUAAAGCAGGGGUCUAAUUUAGUCGAAGAGAAGUCAAUAGACAUUUGGGCCGACUUUAUCCGCAUAGGGGUCCCUCAUCACAUGAUCAUGCAUCGUGUCUUCGACAACUGGGUCAACACUGCUAAAGCUCUUAAGCAGCUCCAUCAUCGUUUCAAGAACCGUUCAUCAGAAUUCAUUUCAGCAAGGGAUCCAGAAGCGCCAAAGAAGGUUCCUCGGAUCUCGCUGCGGAGUAAAGCUCUAUUAUUCGAGCUAGAAGAUGAUGCGUUCGAGUGGAAACUAGGUUGCAUCUAUCGGACAGGUCUACUUGAACAGCGACAACGUUUGGCGCGAGAGGAGGCGUUUGAGCUCAAGGUUCAGAAAAUAAGGGAGUCAGGACAGCGUCGGGCCUCGUCCAGGUUGAGAACAAGGUCCAGCCAUCGGACCCUUCGCAGCGAACGGACAAGCCAUGACACGAAGAGGAGCAAAAGUGCUGAUCCGAAGCCUCGCGGCCUUACUCACGAUACGAAGGGUGGACGAGGGAGGAGAUUCCGGUAUGAUACGGAGGGCUCGGCUUGCCUGUCUUCCGAUUCCAAAAUCUCCGAGGAAAAGGCUUGGUCCCGACUCCAAGAACACAAUGCUCGAUCUUGGAAGCAGAAGAUUGACGCGGCUUUUCGGUUUCAAGGCAGCUCCAUCAAGGAAAUUCGGAAUCUCUUUUCUGGAGCCGAUGAGCCGCCUGAUGAUGCCACUGUAACCGAGAAAAUUCUCGCCAUUCCAAACAGGCCUGGUAUCUUGUCAGCCUUGAUAACUGACCUCAGUCUAGUCAUAGACAAACCGUCUUUCCCUAUUGAAGAGUUCCCGUCGUUUCUCCAUAGGCUUGGAAAGGGAAUCCCUCUAUCCACACAAUACGCUUUGCUCGUUCCAAUGAGCUUCCACCUGAACAUGGGCGAAGCUCGAGUCAACCUGAGAGACUACCCCCUGGACUUGUUGCAUAUACCUGCCUUACGACCGGGCCAAUCUCCCAGACUCUCAAGUUGGUCGCUGCGGACGGAUUUCGUUAUAGCCGAAGAAUACCGCGACUACAGGUCGUCGAGAAAGGUACAGCUAGAACUCGUUCCAUCAACCGAACUUUCGGAUGGAACCACGAGUCCUCCCUUCUUGAUCGAUGUGUGGCGAUCUGUGUCUCCUGUCAAGACUUACUCCGACCCUACCAUCGAAAUCAAUACUAGUCUUCCGACUAGCAUCUCCUGGGGUAUGUCAUAUCAGCCUGUGAUUCAGGACAUGAUGAAAAUCAUAGAAGGCUUCACGAAGACUGAGAUAGAUGCGUCCGAAAGGGUUGGAUUCUGGGAUAAGAUUCGACUAAGUUUCCAUUCGCGCAUACGAGUUCUAUGGAAGGAGGACGGCGACGUUCACCUGCGCCUCAAAGGCUCUAGAGACCCAUAUGUUGUAACUGGCUUCGGAGGCGGCUUCGUCAUGUGCUGGAGGAAAGACGUGAAGUGGGAAAUCCACACCAGCGACGAUCCGAAGGAAUUCAUGAGUGUUACAAGUGGGGAAUAUGUGCUGGCGAUCCCAGACUACAGCAACGAGGCUCGAUACGCACAAGAGGCCACCGCCCACGACUUGGAGAGCAGUUCUUCUUCAAGCGAUUUCAAGAACGCAACACUUUUCAAGAAGGUUGUGAUGAAAUUGUCGGGCGACGUCCGAUUAGUUGCUGGCUUGGUCUUUGAACGUAACGUAGACGGGGACAAGCGGUCGUUUGAGUUCAAACCGCAUUACGAUGUGGUCCUUCGAAAUCCGGAGUUUAUCGAUCCAGAGGAGCGAAAGGACUACGACGCCUAUCGUGGGUUCCGCAGCAACCACAUCCACUUGUCCAUCUCGGUCGUUGCCCCUGUGAGCAGGAACUGGGAUGUUGACCAUCUUCAGCCUUCAGCAAGCUACAACGCCGUUCACUUGAGUCCGCGAUUCUUCACGCAUUUCUUCAACUGGUGGUCUCUAUUCUCGGGUGUGAUGUCUCUCCCAGUCCGCCAGGGUCCUCUUUGGCCUGGUAUCACCAAAACCAGCAAGAAGUUCAAUCGUCAUCUUGCUACUGUCAAAUACAAACUGCUCCUCGCUCCUCUAUUUGUGGCUCACAUCUACAAGCACAAGGACCGUGAGGAUUAUGCGGAAGAUGUGGUCACAGCAACAGGGCUGAAGCUCGAUGUCCAUCAGCGGCGGGAGCAAAUCAAGACGGUAGCAAAGGGUCGCCUGAAGCAAACAAAGACAAGCGCGAUGCGAAUCAACCAAGGCCAAUUGGAUUUGCAGGCGGCCGAUUUCAGAGCCGUCUCAGUUAGUAUUGAGGGGACGAAUCUCGAUGACAUACAGGAGAAUCGGGACGAUAUCAUAUCUUCCUUCCAGCAGCCAGUUCCCUCGGUUGAUUUAUCACGAUUCACUAUCCCAGACCAGAACCUUGAUUGGGUUGAUAUGGAUGACUUUGUGGAGCUCGAUUGGAUACUACCUCAAGAGUCCAACCCAAAAACACAUAUACUUCCUCUUGCGUUCACCCCACGUUUUACCUACUUUCGUCAGACUGAUCAUGGCGAUAUAACGCCAGAUCAAACAGGGUACAGCCCAUUCGGCCAUGAGCCCACUCACGACUGCGUUCUGUCCGAGAGUAACGAACCUCGUCGGGUACAAAUGGAACUGAUCAGGGAUCGCCUCGCCACCGUUGAAGCACAAAUACGGAACUUCGAUCGUCAGAUUGGGGAGCAGGAGCUUCGUAUGGCAAAGGAUGUCGACCAUCAUUCCGAACUUAAAAACGAGCAUGAUGACUUUGUCAGACAGGCUGAAUCGCUUGCUCGGAGACGUGCCUUCCUUGUGACUGGGCUUCGUCGCCUUGAAAUGCAACUUGCACGUGAAGAGAAAACCCCAAUAGACAAGAAGCCUGAAAAUUUCGCGAGUGACAGCUCGUUUCGUCUUGGUGCUGACUCCGAUUCGACAAACGGUGGCAAGGAAGCGGAUCUCGACGGCUUGUACUCCUCGCGCAACGAUGAAUACGCUAGCGACUUUAACAACCGCUUCUUGAUCCACAACAUGCAAUUGAAGUGGAACAACUCACUCCGCAACAUCAUACUGCGCUAUAUUCAUCAAGUGAGCCAAAGACGAGGUUUCGUAUACUACAUGUCCCGCAGAGCCGUCAAAUUCAUUCUCGAUAUUGUCGAAGAACAGAACAAAAACAACCAAAGACGGUCCAAAAUGUUCAAGGGCUCGUCGAGGCGGCCAUCGAAUGCGGACACAGAUGAAGACAGUGUGGAGGAUCGUAUCGAACAGCUUCUGAACGAUACCAAACGCUUUGUCAGUGCUGAGGAACAGGAAAGCAUUGACUCGGGUACCCAGACCCAGCCAGAUUCUGACAGCUCUAGCGAGAAUAUCUCGCCUGAGUUCACUCCACAGAAUAGUUACUACUUACGGUUGAUUGCGCCGCAGAUCCAGCUUCAGAGCGAGAAAAAUCAGAAGUCAGUCUUGUUGGUAGCAGCGAGUGGAAUGCAACUGAAAGUGAUUUCCAUCAUGGACAAAGAGCGUGUUUCAGACGAUGUCAGCGGUUUGGUGCAGCGGCGCUUCUCCCUUGACAUGGAUGGUGCUCAGUUCUUCGUUGCGACUCAGAAGAAUCUGAUGAAUCACUUGCAGUUCUAUGCCGGCAAUAAGUAUGGCAACGCUCCGGGAUCGGCAUGGCCACCUUGGGUAACCCUCGAAGCCAUGUUUGACUUUGAGCUGAAUCCUUUCGGCUUCUCGAGAAUUAUCCAGAAGACUUCUGCCAGCUUGAGAUAUGACAAAUAUAACAACCUGCGUCUCAAGUACAAUGAAGAAGUGGCAAAAGGGCAAUCCAAGCACGUCGGUCCGGAUGGUCAAGAGACUAGGAUGGAUCAUAUCAGUGUUGACUUUCCUCACUUUCGGGCCAUUUGUGACUCGGCUGAGUAUUACUCAAUGUACAUCAUCGUGCUGGAUCUUCUGCUCUAUAGCGAACCGUUGGAGAAGGUCAGAAACGAACGUCUGGAACGCAUACUUCUCACUUCGGAUUUCAGCGACCUGAGAGGUGCUCCGGAGAUGGUGUUCAAGCUGCAGUCCCGCAUCCGUCAACUAGAGGAGAUCAAGGAGCAUUUCCAGAUCAACGCCAAGUAUCUGGACAAGAAUGGCUGGGAAGACCGGCUGGUGCUGGAAAAGGAUCUCGCUCAAUGCGAAGACGAGUUAUUCUUCUUGAUGAAAGCUAUCACGACAUCUCAAAGACGGAUCGAGCCGACAACAUCUGGAGCAAAUGGAAUCCUGAGAUGGAACAUCUCUGCAUCCGAGGUAUCUCAGCCUUUGGUCGAAUUCCAGCUACGGAACGCCGAUGAUGGCUCGAAUCACAAUCUCGUGGCAGUUGAACGGAUAUACGGCUUGAACCUUCUGCCGGACGCCAUCUACCCUCAAAUCAUCGUGCCGUAUCUUGACCAGGCCAAGAACCUGGACGAACCCGAUGAAAAUAUGAUUAGGGUCAAGUGGCACAUGUUGGAAGCUGUUGGCGGUAUUCCCGUACUCGAUGACUUCGAGAUACAGCUGGAGCGCGAGCUUGGUCAAAAGGUGUUCGAGUAUAUCUUUCCGAAUGUUCGCUCCAAUGGGUUCGAUGGUGGGUUCUCACCUUUCAUGAUCAAGAACAUGAAACCUUUGGAUGCCUCGGAAUCGGAAGAAGACGAUGAUAGCCCAUCUCCGCCGCCAAGCGCGCAAGGCACAAGCGACAUCUCAGCCGAGGACCUUUCAAGGACCAAAGGACCCGGCGCUAUUGAGCUCAGAUUGCAACCCACGCUUUCGCUGGCAGACGAAACGAGACCUCGUUCGCGUCACAGUUCGUAUAACCUCAAGGGUCUUGGCAUGACGGCGAUACACAAGAAAGAGCAGAAGGACAGCAAUCGUCUGGGAGUAUCUCCAUCAAACCGCCCAGCAACGAGUGCUAGUUCAUUGAGCAAGAAGAAGUCAGUUGAGAGUAUGCGAAUGCUCUCCAGACAGCCUACAGAGAAGUCAUUCGCCAAUGGCUCGACCGCCAACGUCGGGGAAGAUAAGGGCAAGAAAUUUACCCUGAUAUCGAACAAAAGCGGUAAAUCCAAGGAAGUGCAAGACGAUCUAUCGCAGAUGAUGUCUCGCGCAUCUAGCUAUAUGACCCUUGCUCACGUGAAGGUGAACGAUGUCGUACUUUGUUUGAGUUACAAAGGCAAAGGGGAGCACAACCUCGAGGACAUCCAUGACUUUGUCUUCCGACUUCCUGUUCUAGAAUACCAGAACAAGACAUGGUCCAACUUGGAUUUGGCUCUGCGACUGAAGAAGGAUGUCAUCAAGGCUUUGAUCUCUCACGCACCCGCGAUACUUGGCAACAAAUUUUCUCAUCAUCGACCUUCAAAGCAACAACUGAAACGCUAUCGCGAGCUUGCCAGUUCAUCUCAGCUCCUUCAGAACCCGGACAGUGCAUCAAAUGCCCUGUCGGGCAAAACCCAGAGCCUAGCGAGUUAUGACUCCAACAGCGAACAUUCGGAGUCGACAUCUCAACGUUCAAUUCACUCGGGAACCUCCCCACUCGCGCGAUCACAAUCCUUAGGCUCAAGUAUGCUUAGCGUCCAGGAUCAAGGCACACCAUUUGACUCGCGCUCUGCAAGUGAAGUGGAUGUCGAUGCUCGCUGGGAGCAAUCCCGUAGGAUCGUCAAUCCUCCCAACCGACCACUGACGUCGAGCCAAGCCAUUGCCAGAGCUGAUACCAAGAUUUGGGAUGCUCCCGAUGAGAGUCACAAAAUGAGCAUCCGAAGCUUCGGACGGAAGUUGCUGCCGUCGCGAAAAUAA